CGCUGGCAAUUUAUUGAUUUAAUAUGCAAAAUAAAGAUUUCUUUGUUUGUUAUUUUUGAUUCGAAAUAAAUUUAAGAUUAUUUGGGUGCAAGAGAGGCGGUGCAGAAACAUUCAUACUUGCCUGCAUGUACAUACAUAUGUACGCCAGACAGCGAUACAUUUAAAACAACAUCACACACCACUUGUCUACCACAGUCCCUCCUAGACCACGACCUAUGGAAAAUAUAAAUAAAAAUCGCGAGUUGUUAAACAAAGAGAACCAAACAACGCAAUAACAAAACAAGUUCUAGGAGUACUGGCGGUGUUGUAGAGCAUUUUGGCGAUUUCGUUGAACGUCUUGGAAUGGAGCUUAUUGCUAAGUUUGUUUUGCCAGCGAGUAGACGUGUUUUGUUUUUCGCUAAGCCCACGACAGUGGCUGUUAUUUUCUUACUCGUAGGAUUACUAGGUGCUUUCAAUAAUCAUUCAACCGCACAAAUGCUUUCAACCACUGCAACUUCUUGUGUCGAUCGUAGUGUACAUUCAGCCAAUAUCGAUGAAAUUCACAAUGUACCUAUGAAUGUCAUUCACCGGCCAAUACCCCCAGUGCUAGAUGAAAACAAAGUGAAAUCAAUAAUGGAGACCUUAGAGAGUGAAAAAACCUCCGAUAAUGUACCACCGAUAGAUGUCUUGUGGAUCAAGGGGUCGAAGGGAGGAAACUACUUUUAUAGUUUUGGUGGUUGUCAUCGUUUUGAGGCCUAUAAGCGUCUUAACCGUGAUACCAUAAAAGCAAAACUAGUAAAUUCUACUCUGUCCGACUUGUACACCUAUAUGGGAUCGAGUACACCCAAAAACUUGGUGACAAUCAAUAGCCAAAUCAAUCAAUCUAAAUGAGUUUAGCAUGUUAGCUUCGACGCUAAACUCAUAAGUUCAAAUCCCGGCGAGAACAUCGGAUAUUGUUGUUGUUGUAGCGAUCCUCGUCAGCCGCCUAUAAGUGAGCAAGUCUAAACGUUCCGGUCUAAACAACCGAUCGCCACGAGAACUGAUGCACAUUGUUUAUUGAAGGGCGCAAUCUAAGAAACUUCUCCCCAUUCUCCGCCAUUCUGCCUGCCUGCCAGGUCCCUUGCACUCAUUGAUAUGUGAGAAGUUUGCCUCCGAUAACUGAAUGGAAUGGGAUUAUUUUUUUAUCAGAUAACUACUUGUUUUUAUUAUUUGAAAUAUUGUAUAUCUAUCAAUGUAUAGCCAGGGAAAGCGAGUUUUGAUUAAAAAAUUUUAUUGUUUUCGGAACAUAUACCUAAGUUAGCUGAAAAAUUUAACAAAUUGAAUGAACAUCUCCACUACUUGAUCAUAAGUAACACUUUAAAAAAUUGUUCUGUGCAAGGAGAGGUACUACAUAGCUAUAAAGUUCAAAUUGCACUGGAUAUCUAUCAGAUGUCAUAGUUACGCAGUUGUUGGCAUGUCUGUCUAUGGCGCCGAGCGCCUGGGUUCGAUUUCGGGCGAGAACAUGAGACAACAUUAUAUUCUCGCGGUUCUUCGUACCUGAUUGAGCCAAUGGAGUCCUUCGUCGAUAAGGGCUGCCGCCUCAGCGUUCAACACACUUCUCGAACAACAACAUUUGUAAGGUAUUCAGCUCCAAUUCAGCAGUAAAAAUUAAAUCCUCCUGAUUAAACUUAAACUUGCAUCGGAGAGCACUCAUUUAUAUGAGAAAAGUAUUCACACUGCGGCGGCAGCCCUUGCCGAUGGAGGAAUUCAUCGGGUCAAUCCGGUACAUACAACCGACUGUCAUGGGAUUUCCUUAUGAAAUGGUAAGGAAUUUUUGUUUUUUGGUGCAUAGCAGUAGAGAAUACUGGAUAACGUUACCUCUCCAAAUAACAGAGCUGUACCAUGAGCCGUAUGAAUGAGAGCAAUGCUAUUGUCCCAAGCGCCAAUCAAGAUUUUUUUUUAGAAUUAUGGGUGACCGCACAUUAAGUUAGAAGCGUAAAAUGUAUGACUAAUAACUAAAGUAAUACCUUGUAUUGUAUUUACAUAUGUAAAACAAGGAAAGGUAAGGAAAAAAUACCUUACACCGAUACUAAGUUUAAAUUGGGCGAUAUCAUUAUGAUUGCUUUAUCUAAAUCUGAACCAAUUUUGAAGGAUGUUGGCGAAGGUGUUCAAAAAGGUGACGCAUAUAUAAUGGAAGCAAUCAUUUUUGUAAUUGAAUCCAAAUUUUUUCAAUUAGGAUCGUAGUUGAAAUUCUGACAAUUUUCAAUUAAAAAAUUAAUUGAUUCAAUAAUUUUUUUAAUAGUCCUAAAAAUUUUUAUAUAUAAAAUGUAAUUGAAAAUUUAUUAUCUUUUAAUUAAACAAUAACGGCCAAGACCACAAGCUUGUUUCUUUUUGUCACUCAAUUCGUUUUCCAAUUCAUUAAAAACAACUGAUUUUAUAGAGGGAAAACAGCUGAGUGGGCGAACAAAACGAGUGACAAAAAAAUGUUAGUGGUCUAGCAGUAAAUUCGUUGAAUAAUUUUUAUCGGAAUCGGAAACAUUUUAAGACCCAAAAGCAAAGCUACGACUCUCAGUUUAUAUAAAUACUCUUUAAAUAUAGAUGAUAAAACUCCCACACAAACACUCUUUCGACUAAAUUUUUAAAUAUCUGGGCGCAAUUCUAAUCUUACUAAUGAUCAAAAUAUGCAUACUAAAGGAAUAACGGCUUCUUUAGCAUCGUUCUAAUUAUAAUAUAUUCCAAAAAAAGUUACUGCCUCGCUACUCUUUCUUUUAUAAUUCGGAAAA
Messenger RNA from Stomoxys calcitrans (stable fly), 2741 nucleotides. RefSeq names its product putative sulfiredoxin (gene Srx). NCBI's taxonomy places the organism in Eukaryota, Metazoa, Arthropoda, Insecta, Diptera, Muscidae. Gene Ontology annotation, biological process: cellular response to oxidative stress. Gene Ontology annotation, cellular component: cytoplasm. The record is from RefSeq and is a predicted model, not a curated record. The coding region runs from base 343 to 870 and encodes 175 amino acids. Gene Ontology annotation, molecular function: sulfiredoxin activity. The transcript has 4 exons.